Pelecanus crispus (Dalmatian pelican) is the source of this 1360-nucleotide messenger RNA. The record is from RefSeq and is a predicted model, not a curated record. NCBI's taxonomy places the organism in Eukaryota, Metazoa, Chordata, Aves, Pelecaniformes, Pelecanidae.
AGCUCAAACUAUAAAUGCCCACUAAAUACAGCAUCAUGUGCUAUUAACCCAUACAAAAAAAAAGUGAUUCUGUUCUCUGUCUCUCUUUUUGUGUAGAUAUUAAGAAGAGCAGACAAGAAUGAUGAUGGAAAACUGUCCUUUGAUGAAUUCAAAGCUUACUUUGCUGACGGAGUUCUGAGUGGAGAAGAACUGCAUGAACUUUUUCACACCAUUGAUACACACAAUACCGACAAUCUUGACACGGAAGAGCUCUGCGAAUAUUUUUCCCAGCACUUAGGAGAGUAUGAAAAUGUUCUAUCUGUCUUGGAAGACUUAAACAUAACCAUACUGAAGGCAAUGGACAAAACAAAGAAAGACUAUCAGGAAGCUUCCAAUUUGGAGCAGUUUGUGACUCGCUUUCUUUUGAAGGAAACACUGAACCAGCUUCAGUCCCUCCAGAGCUCCCUGGAAUGUGCCAUGGAAACCACGGAGGAGCAGACUCGGCAGGAGAGACAAGACCCAGCAAAACCAGAAGUGCUCUCAAUUCAAUGGCCAGGAAAACGCUCAGCUCGAAGGCUUCAGAGGAACAACAGCCUGCUGCCAAAUAGCCCUCAUUUUAGCGCAGGUUGGAUUGAGGACAACAGCCAGUGGAACACCCAGAUUAACAGGCUCCAAAAGCUGAUUGACAGGCUGGAAAAGAAGGACCUAAAGCUUGAGCCAUUUGAAGAGGAAGUUUUGGAAGAAAAUGCAAAAUCUCACAUAAUGAUUGUUCAACGCCAAAUGUCCGUGAUAGAAGAAGAAAUUGAGGAAUUCCGUCUUGCUCUGAAGCAGUAUGUGGAAUCUGCUUCUACUCAGGGUGGCUGCUUGCAUGUUUCCAUACAGAAGCUUCCAAGUGAUUCCCGCUUCAUUGUUUAUGAAUUCUGGGAGAACAGCAAUGUCUGGAAUAGCCACCUUCAAAUGAAUUACAGCAAGACAUUCCAAAGAAGUAAUGUGGACUUCUUGGAAACUCCAGAGCUCAUCACAACAAUGCUAGUCCCUGCAUCGUGGUGGGUCCUCAAUAACAACUAGAAGCUGUGGUUCCAAGUAGUGUUAAUGCUGCAUUGUUUUUCAUUAUAACAUUCAUAUAGCAAUGUACAGUUGUGCUGGGUUAUGAAUUUAUGAUGUGAUACUGUUUGUUAUUAUGGAUGUGAUCUUUUCCAUUUUAAAAUAUGGAAAACUGCACAUUUAUUACCGUCUCUUCUUGUGACUAGUUCAGUGAAAUGAUGCAUUAUAGAAGCUGAAACAAGACAGCUAUGCUAAACUGUUUAUUGUGUAUAUUCAGUUCAAACUGUCACAGAAAAGUGCAUCUUGAUUGGUGUGGCUAAGUAUUUGUGAAGUUUUA